Molecule: messenger RNA, 1358 nt
Organism: Moneuplotes crassus
Lineage: Eukaryota; Ciliophora; Spirotrichea; Euplotida; Euplotidae
Source: the annotation of a GenBank genome assembly
AUGCAGGUAUGAACAACUUUCUGCAAGCAUAAUAUUGACGUAUUUUUAGCUAAAUAACCAGAUGUCUCAUUUUUCCCUAGAAGGAUCUGAGAAAAAUAGUGUGGACGGGAGGAGCUCGAUAAACCCAUCUUCUCAUGCUUUUCAGCAAAACUCUGUUAGAAAGAUUAGCAGGAAGCAGAAACUUUUUUCAGGAUUUGUGACCUCCAAAAACCUAAAGAAGUCCACUAAUGGAAUUGAUAAAAGGCUAAAAUAUCUGAACAAAAACAAAACUCCCAAAAUGGACCAAAGCGCAAAGACUCCAGUUGGAAUGAAGAAGUCUUCUAAAAUGAAGAAGCAUCUCAAAGACCUAAUAAAUAAGACUCAAGAGGAUGCUGACUUCCAGCUUCCGAGGCACGAAACAGAGCCAGUCAGGGAUUUAGCCCAGAGACCAUUCACCAAGAGCCUCACCAAUAGAGAAAUCUCUUCAAUGAAAGAGAUCAAAAAAACUUCUAGCAAAACCCAAGGAAAAGUUCCAAAUAGGCUGAAGCCGUCAAAUGCAGAUAUUUUUAACGAAUUAGCUGACAAACAUCCAACAAUUGAUAUCUCAGCUAUCCAAGAAAUCGGAAAAGGUCUAGGAGUAGAUCAAACAGCUUAUGAAAAAGAGAUCCUUAAUUGAAUGCUACUAGCCAAAGAGAAGGUCAAAAGAUUAGCUGGAAAGCUCCAGGAUGCUAAGGAUUACAUCAGUAAACUGAGGUCAAGCUUGGAUAACGCCAAUCAAAUAAUCUCUGAGUACUCAGAUGCCAAUACAAGUCUGAUUACCAGAAUAAAAGACCUAGAAGGUCAGAUAGAGUUAAUCAACACUGAAAAGCUCCAGAAAGCCAAACUACUAUCGACACAAGAAAUUAAAUAAAAUGAUUGAGGAAUCUCUAUCCGAAGCUGAUAGUGAAGCAAGCUUCCGUUCCUCUCAGGAUUUAGAAGUUGCUAAUGUGAGAAAACAGCUCAGAGGGCUCAAAUCUGAAGUUAAAUUUAAAUAUUUCCUCAAAAUCAACGAUCUUGACCCAGUCAAAAUUCUUUCAAUGCCCAAUGCAGAUCCUAUGCAGAAAGCUGGGAUGGAGAACCUCAGCUUUGAUUCUCUUAAUGAUAGUUCGAUCGAACCCAUAGAACUCACGUUAGAAGAUUAUGCAAAAUUUUCAUACCUAAUAUGACGCUUACUUGAGUUAGAAGAGAAGUACCGCCUCAAGACUGAAGAGCAAUACAAUGCCAUCCUCGAGCAGCAGAUGGAUAGGUGCAAAGUAGUAGAGAUGAGGGAGAAUGAAAUUAGGAAGAAGUUCUCCAAACUGAGCCAGAAGUUAUUUACAGAUCUAGAAAUAUCCCAGUAG